Molecule: messenger RNA, 1848 nt
Organism: Tetrahymena thermophila SB210
Lineage: Eukaryota; Ciliophora; Oligohymenophorea; Hymenostomatida; Tetrahymenidae
Product: transmembrane protein, putative
Exons: 3
Source: RefSeq, a predicted model, not a curated record
AUGAAAUACCUAACAAUAAUAACCAUAUUUAUAUCUUUCUUCAAGGCAUUUGCUAAUAAUUACCUCAGUAAAAAUAUUACUCUUAUUAAAAAAAACCAUACUUUUAGUGAUUAAGCAAGUGCAUGCCCUUAAAAAAUAAAAAAAUUAGAGUUUCCUGCUUCUACUUAAAACAUCUUCUAAAUGAAAAAUAUAUACCUUCAAGAUGAAUAGUUUGCAACAAUAGUAGUCUAUAGUUAAACAUAACCAGUUUAGAUCAUUUUAUGGGAUCUUUAAAAAGUAAAUUAUUAAGUUGUAACAUUAUAAAUCAAUGGGUCACCUUUAUUGAAAGCAUCAGAUAUAAUUGUUUAUGACACUGAUUUAAGACUACUGAUUUUGAUAAUAUAAGCAGAUACGUUUGUGGUCUUUUAAAGACCUUUAAACACAUUUUAAUUCAACUUAGUCUAAGUAGUUAAUAUACCUAAUUAUUCAUCAUCGAUGACUCCUUUAAUUACUGAUAUGUUUAUAAUAAAGGGAUUGAAUCAGCUUGUUAUAUUAGACUUCAAUAACUUUAAUCUUUUAUUUUAUGAUCUUAUUAGUUUUACAGGAGUUCCAGUUAAAGUUAUAACAAUUGGUAUUCCAAAUGAGGUUACUCCUGUAUAAUCUGCAUUUUAUGCAAGAAAUAUUCCUAAUACAAAUUAUAUUGCUUUGGUUGACUUUAGUUAUGCAUUAAUUAGAGUCAUUAAUUACAAAACUAAAGAAAUAGUUUUUACAUCGAAUGAUAAUAUAUCAAACAGACCUUUGAAUUAUUCAAUCCUAGGCGUUUAUGCGAAAGAUUCCCUCGUUAUUUUUUACAAUGAUCACUAUAAUUCUUUGAACCUCAAAUAAAGAUAAUCCAACUUCCAGGUCUUCUCAGUGGAUUAAAAUCUUUAAUUAAUUAGUUAAUUUUAUAUAGACAAUCCUCAACCUCUUCAAAAUUAACUAAAAUCGAUGUAUAUUUUAUAAAACACUCCUCAUGUUGUAACAACCCAUAAUUUAGGUGAUGUAUAUAUUUUCAGCCUUUAUUCUGGUGAGUAGAUAAGACACUAUAAAUUCGAUAACUAUACAACUUAUGAUGCUUAGUACCUUUAAGAUUAUUUAAUGUUUUCUUCUUUUGAUAGAGAUAAAAAUUUAAUCAUCAGCUAUUUUUUAGAAUGGGACCAAGUUCUUUAUCCUCAAGACAGAGAUACCUCCACAUAGGGAGUAUGCGUAAGUUAAUGUGGAGAUAAACAAGGCUACAAUUAAGAUUUACUUGCUUGUAGUACAUGUGACCCAACUCUAAAUUGUAAAACUUGUAGAUUUCCUUCUGGUUAUUGCGACUAGUGCUAUGAAGAGUUUUAUCUUUCUUAGGGGUAGUGCUUGCCCUAUUGCAAAGGAGAAACAGGAUCUGCGACAUUAGAUAGCGAUGGUAAAUGCUAGUGUACUCAAGGGUAUUAUAUGAUUCAUAACGAUAUAUGCAUCCCAAAUCCUUGCAAGUAAUGGGAAUAGCCAUAAUAUAAUUAUGAGUAUUAAUAAACUAGCUGUAUAGAUAUUUGCGAAGAAGACUUAUACUAUGAUAUUGAAAAUAAAGAAUGUAGCUGUAUAUCAGGAUAUAUUAAAAUAGGUAGCUCUUGUAAAUUAGAUGUAACAGGCAUCUGUUUAAUCAUAGUUUUUAUAAUUAUCCUCACUAUAGCAAUAUACAAAUACAGAUUAUCUUUAAUAUUUUAAAAAUCAAAGGUUUUCUUUGAAGUUGAUAAUAUCUAACAAGGUAUCAAACUUAAGAAGUUUUUUGAGAGUAAUAGUUAAAAAGUUUAAUCAAAAAAGAAUAAAUAAAAGCAAAAACUAGAAGUUUGA